Molecule: messenger RNA, 1729 nt
Organism: Juglans microcarpa x Juglans regia
Lineage: Eukaryota; Viridiplantae; Streptophyta; Magnoliopsida; Fagales; Juglandaceae
Product: coproporphyrinogen-III oxidase 1, chloroplastic
Exons: 8
Coding region: 172-1419 (415 amino acids)
Cellular component (GO): cytoplasm; chloroplast stroma
Molecular function (GO): coproporphyrinogen oxidase activity
Source: RefSeq, a predicted model, not a curated record
AGAGUCACCCUCUCUCUCUCUCUCUCUCUCAACAAUCUAAGACCGAAGCUUCAUCCUCAUCGCCGUGUUAGUACAUCUGUAGCAGUUUGCCGAUGAGUAGAGAUUAGGGAGAGUCGAAAUAAAAAACCUUCCAAAAAAAAAAAAAAACCAAAGCCAAACCAGGGAAGAGCGAUGUCACCUGCAACAACUGCCAUUGCCGCCUACUCAUCUUCCUCUUACUCUCCUUUCACUCUUUCCCCUCUCACCUCCUCAUCAUCACCCACUUGGGCAAAAGCUAAAUCAAAAUCCCACCUUUUGCCCGUAGCACAUCUAACUAGUACUAGAAGAACCCUCCUACGGUUCCCUUCCUUUUCGUUUAAUUCUGAUAAGCCCUCUCUCAUGAUUCCUUCUGCCAUCUCUAUUGAGAAGGAAACCCCAGAGACCCACCGCCCUAGCACUUUCCUCCGCGAAUCUGACGAUGUUCUCACCGCCCUCUCUUCUUCUUCAUCUUCCGUGCGGGCCCGCUUUGAGAAGAUGAUUAGGGACGCACAGGACACCGUCUGCGAAGCCAUCGAAGCAGUUGACGGAGGUGCCCACUUCAAGGAGGACGUCUGGUCGAGGCCUGGCGGCGGCGGCGGCAUCAGCAGGGUUCUACAAGACGGCGCAGUUUGGGAAAAGGCCGGGGUUAAUGUCUCCGUUGUCUACGGGGUCAUGCCUCCCGAAGCUUAUCGUGCCGCUAAGGCCGCCGCUGAUGAUCAGAUCAAGCCGGGUCCCGUUCCCUUCUUCGCCGCCGGAAUUAGCUCUGUUUUACAUCCGAAGAAUCCAUUUGCCCCAACAUUGCAUUUUAACUAUCGGUAUUUCGAGACUGACGCUCCCAAAGAUGCCCCCGGAGCACCAAGACAGUGGUGGUUUGGUGGCGGAACCGAUUUGACUCCUGCCUACAUUUUUGAGGAGGAUGUGAAGCAUUUCCAUUUGGCUCAGAAAAGUACUUGCGACAAAUUUGAUCCUACCUUCUAUGCUCGAUUUAAGAAGUGGUGUGAUGAUUAUUUCUAUAUCAAGCACCGUGGUGAGAGACGGGGACUGGGUGGAAUAUUUUUUGAUGAUCUAAAUGACUAUGAUCAAGAGAUGCUUCUUUCCUUUGCCACAGAAUGUGCAAAUUCUGUGGUUCCUGCUUACAUACCAAUCAUACAGAAAAGGAAGGAUAUGCCAUUCACAGACCAGCACAAGGCAUGGCAGCAAUUGCGAAGGGGGCGCUAUGUAGAAUUCAAUUUGGUUUAUGAUCGGGGAACCACAUUUGGACUGAAGACAGGAGGUCGAAUUGAGAGUAUUCUUGUUUCUCUCCCUCUAACUGCUCGGUGGGAAUAUGACCAUCAACCGGAAGAGGGAAGCGAAGAAUGGAAACUAUUAGACGCCUGCAUCAAUCCAAGGGAAUGGAUCUAACAUUAUUUAAAAGAAUGUAUCUCUCUCCCUACCUUCCUUUUCCUUCUCUGUUCUCGUUUCAAUCAAUGUUUCGUUUUUGCUCUGAUAGGAGUUAGGGCCCAAUAUCCGUGACCAGAUAUAAUUCACUAGAAGUAAAAGGUGAUGUAGAUGUAAAUCAUAUACUAUAUGAGUAUGGCCUUUUUGUAAGGAAGGAAAGAAAAUCUUCUAGUGAAUAAAUGUUAAGGCGACAGGGUUUAGAAAUUGCUAGUGAUUGCAUAAAUUCUGUAAUCCUAUGUUGAUAUCAAAGGAGAUAUAAACUUCAGCUUUAAAA